UCCAUGAUGACAAGAACAGGGUAUAUGGAGUACAAUCCCAUGAAGAAUCGAGGGAAACUACCAGAAAUUUAUGCACGUGUCAUUGGUCAGUACAUUGGUGAUACAGUUUUCUUACAGGACAUCAACGAAAAUCAAAUCCAAGUAGUUGUACUCAAAAAGAACAAUUCAGAAAUUUAUUUAACUCAUGGUUGGUCUCGAUUAAGAGAUUUCUAUAACAUCAAUGAUGGUGCUUGGAUUACUCUUUUGUUGAUCAGUCCUUUUGUUUUUUUCAUCCGGGUUCGAUACAUUACUGUCAUGGAGAUCACCUAUCCUCAUAAAACUCCUCCAUAUAAGCUAAUGUUGGAAAAACCUUUCCUUGAAGCAACUUCAAAUGGACCUAUUCCCUACUUUGUUCUCCCAAAAGUUUUUUCACACAGUCUUGAGAAAACUCUCACUAUUCCUGAUGUCCAAACUGGGACUUUGACGCUCUAUUGGAGAGGUUUCUGUCAAAAUGCAUUACCUAAUGAGGAGACUCAACUCAGAUUAAUUGACUGGCUUGACAAUACAUGGAAUCACUGUGAUCUCAAGUUUGUCAAUAGUCCUUAUAUCAGCUGUAAGAUUUCAGGCCAAUGGGGUGAUGUUUGCAAGGUGCAUAAUUUGGCUAAGGAUGUAAUUGUUAAAUUUGGCGUCACCGAGGCAUCCAACAAUAGGACCAUCUACUUUAAGCUCGCUCCUUUCAUUGGUGUUAGAACUACCUUACAUGCUCCUUCAACAUCCAGCAACCGGAAGAAAUUCUACCAGAGCCAGCACUAUUACAUGCUCUAGAUUUCCUACUACCUAUCUUUUGGAACUUUUUAUGUAAUAUGUGGAACAAAAUUGAAUUUGUCUGCUUUUUGAGGUUCUUCAUCUUGCUUAGAGUGUAACUCUCUAACAAAGACAUGCUCUUUUAAAUGCCAUUUUGGACUAUUUUAGUUA
Messenger RNA from Trifolium pratense (red clover), 954 nucleotides. RefSeq lists its product as uncharacterized. The coding region runs from base 4 to 804 and encodes 266 amino acids. The transcript has 3 exons. Lineage: Eukaryota; Viridiplantae; Streptophyta; Magnoliopsida; Fabales; Fabaceae. The record is from RefSeq and is a predicted model, not a curated record.